Scylla paramamosain (green mud crab) is the source of this 5242-nucleotide messenger RNA. RefSeq names its product dnaJ homolog shv-like (gene shv). Gene Ontology annotation, molecular function: misfolded protein binding. Gene Ontology annotation, cellular component: endoplasmic reticulum. Bases 201 to 1274 code for a protein of 357 amino acids. The transcript is spliced from 9 exons. Lineage: Eukaryota; Metazoa; Arthropoda; Malacostraca; Decapoda; Portunidae. The record is from RefSeq and is a predicted model, not a curated record. Gene Ontology annotation, biological process: protein maturation; protein folding.
UAUCUUUCCUGCCACAAGUUAUGAGACGUGGCGCGUCCUCCCGUCUCCAGGUGGCAGCCGCGCAGCGUCGUCUGCUCUCAAUCCGCCCAUCUACCCCAGCAGCUGGCAUCGACUUUGCACUUGUUCCUUCGUGAAAUGACGGCCACCGCCAGCCAGUCAACAGUCAACACAAGGCAGCGGGUCGGGAAGUGAGUGGCAAGAUGGCCCCGGGGUGGACGUGUGUGGCGGCUCUCCUCAUCAUCCUGGUUAUUUCGUGUGAGGCAGGACGGGACUUUUACAAGAUUUUGGGUGUGCCAAGGGAUGCUAGCGUGAACCAGAUCAAGAAGGCAUACAGGCGGUUGGCCAAGGAGUACCAUCCAGACAAGAACAAGGACGACCCACACGCUGAGGAUAAGUUUAAGGACCUUGGAGCAGCUUAUGAGGUGCUGGUGGAUGAUGAGAAACGACAGAAGUAUGACAGGUGUGGUGAGGAGUGUGUGGCCAAGGAGGAUGGCUUUGGGGGUAUGGAUCCUUUCGCCAGCUUCUUUGGAGACUUUGGCUUUGGUUUUGGUGGCGGCGGUGGUAGUCGAGAGCGAGAAGUCCCAAGAGGUGGAGACGUCACAAUGGACAUGCAUGUGACACUUGAGGAGCUAUAUGUGGGCAACUUUGUGGAGAUGGUACGGAACAAACCAGUGAUGCGGGCAGCCUCAGGAACGCGACGCUGUAACUGCAGGCAGGAGAUGGUGACAAGACAGUUGGGUCCAGGCCGCUUCCAGAUGACUCAGCAGCAGGUUUGCGACGAGUGCCCCAAUGUAAAGUUGGUGAAUGAGGAACGCACCCUGGAGUUUGAGAUUGAGCCUGGCAUGGUUGAUGGGCAGGAGCACCGUUUUGUAGGGGAGGGUGAACCCCACAUUGAUGGUGACCCAGGAGACCUCAUCAUCCGCAUUAAGACUCAGCCACACUCCAGGUUUGAGCGGCGUGGGGAUGACUUGUACACCAAUGUCACUUUGUCCUUGCAAGAAGCAUUGCUUGGCUUUCAGCUGGAUAUUCCCCACUUGGAUAACCACAAUGUCCACAUAGUGAGGGAGAAGCCCACCUGGCCUGGUGCAAGAAUCAGGAAGAAGGGUGAAGGAAUGCCCAAUUAUGAUAACAACAACCUGGUUGGCACCCUCUACAUCACCUUUGAUGUGGAGUUCCCCAAGUCAGAGUUCACCCCAGAGGAGCGUGAAGAACUGAAGAAGAUCCUGAAGCAGGAGUCCAUAGGAAAGGUGUACAAUGGUCUGCGUGGAUACUGAUGACUGUGCUAAGUUAGGAACACUUUUGUACAGAUUGUUAUAAUUUAUGUAUGUAAUUGCGUGUGUGUGUGUGUGUGUGUGUGUGUGUGUGUGUGAUUGCUCCAGUGUACCCAGGGUUGUUGUAGAAUCAUCAUGACUACCAUUAACUGCAUAAAAGUAGUGUGAGAGGACUCCCCUUUUUCUCUUUUCUGCCGACAAGACUUAUUGAGGAGCAGCAUUUUUAUCUCUUUUUAUGACGAUGCUGGAGCAGACAUAACUUUAAUUGUCAAGUGGUUUUUGCCAAGGCAUUUGUCAUCACCUGUACUCACUGCCACUUGCACACCACCAGUAGUUGUGUCACUGAGCAUUGAGAAGACAUGCACGUAUGUAGGUCACACUGGGUCCUCAUCCCACAAAAAAAUGUGAUUUGUGCUACUGGAUUGUAAUAUUCUAGGAAACUUGGGCCAUGCAGUGUAAAAAAAAAUAUAUAUAUAUAUAUAUAUAUAUAUAUAUAUAUAUAUAUAUAUAUAUAUCAUAUUAAACUAUUUUGUAAAUUAGAUCUUGCAUGUGUGAUACAUUUUGGGUGUCUUAAUCUAUUGGCAUUUUGAUGACCAGAAGUCCUGUGUUGAUUGGGAGCUUGCCUCCUUGCUGUGUCUGUAUACAAACUGAAGCAGGCCAUUUCAGUUUGUGUAGAAACUUAAAUUACUGAAUAAUAGAGAAAAGGGCAUAAUAGUAAUGAUGAUUAUGAUAGUAAUGGUAAGGAUGAAAAUUAUAAUAAUCAUUAUAAUAAUAAGUAUACUUUCAAAACCUAGUAUUUAAAAAUUCUUUGCAGAACCUUUGUUUGCCAUGAACAACUUAAUGCAUGUUACUUUAUUUUUAUUUCUGUUUAGCAGAGGUUAUGAUUUGCUCUCAUCUUAAUAUAAAAACAAUGGGAUAUUCAUUAGAAGCAUUCAACUUGAGGUGUAGUGUCAAAUGGAUGGAGAAGCAGAUUAAAUAUUUCCCAGCUCUGCUUUGUGGAGGUAAUGUGGCCUUUCAUGAGGUAGACAGCCAUCCAAGUUUUAACAAAAAUAACUCAAACAAGCCAAAGGUCUCGCCAACUUUGUCACCAGUCCAGGUGGUAAGGAGACGUGUCAGGGUUUGCUUGUAUGUCUUGUGUGAAUAUAACUUGAGUAACUAUAAAUCACCUGUCACACACAGAGUGCCUCCAAGAUCAUGUAAGGAGAAUACUAAGCAGUGGUUGGCUUUAAAGGGCUGCCUUUGUCACUAAUGUGCACAUUUAAGUAGCAUGGCUCACCUGAAAGUGACUUCAUUACCAAGCCGUUAUAAUGAAAACAUAUCUUAGCCUUAUUUAAUGAAACAUUUGUCUAAGAUAUGUUUUCAUUAUAAUGGCUUGGUAAUGAAGUCACUUUCAGGUGAACUUAGCCUUAUUUAAUGAAACAUUUGUCUAAGUUCACUUUUAUAUAAUUAAGUAAAGAGUUAAUUUUUGGUGUAGCAGAUGAUACAGUAGAGAUGGCAUGGUUGGUGUACACCACUUGCACAAGGCAUUGAGUACAGUUGUAAACAAAACUAUGAGGACUGUCUGACUCAAGUGUCUGCCUCAAUUUCCUCCCCUACUGUGAGUAAAUACAGAAUACUUAUACACAGCAGUUUUCUUGUAGCAUGUUGACAGUAUUAUAUUGAUUGUCUCAGUUACAAUUGCUUAAAACACAAGUACUUUUCUGGCUCUGACGCAGCAUGUUUGUCUGAUUUGAGUUGUGAACUUGAGGGCUUGUCCCACACCUUCAUUUUUGGAAAAUGUGAGGAUUUUUCAAGAAAAUAUUUAAGAAAAGUGCUUCAUGUAAAUUGCUGAAUACAAUAACACAUCCAUUCUCAAACAAAUUUGAAUAAUGUAAGGCAAAUCAAAUCAGUCCAAAUUAUGUCGGAUUUGAAUUCAUAAAGUUUUUGUAAUUUCUUUUUAUCUUUUGCAUCAUACUCAUGUAUAGUCACAAGAUGUGUGUACCACACAGUGCAAUCCAGAUCUCUGCAGGCUGUCUGCCAGGAAGCAUUGCACUCUUGCUCCUAAAUGGACCUGAAUGUCAUUAGCACUAUUCCAAAUCACAUGGUGGUAUAUGUUAAGAUUUUGUGCUGUAAUCCAUACUUUCUUUUAUAUUGUUUGAUACUCCACAUAAUUUGUCUCACUUAUCAGUGUGUUUCUUCCAGUCAUUGCUUAACUUUAGUCUAAAACAUAAUUUAAUUUAACAUCUUUAUUUGUCUUUCUGUGGCUGGGCAGCUUGUGAACCUCUCCUAUUUCUCACAGUUGUUGAUGAACUAGCCUGUGAUGUUCACCCUUCUGUCCUCUUCCACACACUGUCUCCAAGUUUUUUUUUUUCAGUCUUCCCACUGAUCUCCUUCCAACUACUUCUGACCCUGAUGCUCUUCUGAGUAUAUGUAUACAUAUCUACAGUUCAUACAGUAUUCAAUCUAAACAUGGCCCAUGUAAUAAGGCAGGCAGUGGGAAAUUUCUGCUUUCAAUAUUAAUCAUACAAGAGUUAAUCAUCAGUACUUGAUGUCUAGCUUUACUCCUCUUAGCCUUCUUGCCUUCUUGUCAAACUGCUUCCCUUUUUUCUGUCCUCAGCACAUUGAGUUCCUUUUUUAGAUUAUAAUGGCAUGUGUUUUGUGUGUGCCCAGUGAUAUCACAAAUAUUGGUAUUGAUUGCUAUUGGUUGUUGUGCAGUACUGGUUCACCUCAAUGUCUUUCACAUAUUAUGGUGACUGAGAGCCAGUCAGAGCACCUGAUGUUUGCCUAUUUUUGAGCUGUUAGUUGCCUUGCUUGGCAUCUUUACCAAAUGUUUAUUAAAUAAUUUCCCAAGUCUUUGAUCCUAUCUUGCUCAAGUUUAAAACAAAAUGCCUCAUACAUGUACUAUUCCUUCUUGUAAAAGACUCAGAGCCAUUAACAUCGAAGUGUGAAGACCAUGCCUGAAAAAGUUGUUUUAUGUUUACUGUACCACCAUGUCAAUUGGUAUCCUGCUUCCCUGAAAGAUGGUUCAGCUUCUCUAGAUGAAGUCUUUAGUUCUUGUGUUGCUACCCAAAGAGGAAAUUCCUAGCUAAUGUGCUGCUGCCAGUAGCCUUCCAGUGUUCCCAGCAGACAAUUUGGGAACUUCCAGAAUAUGUUUUAUAUUUUCAGGUGUUAUGUGUAGGUGUAAGGUUUUUGAGAGAGAGAGAGAGAGAGAGAGAGAGAGAGAAAAAAAAAACACAAAUACCCUUUUUGUAUUUAUAGAAGAAUUAUUGUAAGGUUGCAGGCAUACUUUGAACCUUGUAUUGGGCAGUUGAAAUGUAAACUUUGCCCAUCACCUUUUUAUUUAUUUAUUUUAUUUAUUUAUUUAUUUAUUUAUUUAUUUUUAUUUAUUUAUUUAUUUUUUCUUAAUUUACAGAAUGUACUCUUAAGCUGUCCCAACUUGCAACUUGAAAGACAAUCAUGAGAAUUAACUAUUUUAUAUUGUGCUUCUUGACUUGCUGAAAUAAUGUGGCUAUUUGUUGUUUGGCAUGGCUGAAUCCAGGAGAGUGGAGUCACACAAAUCUUUCUCAAAAUAAAAGGAAUAAAGCACAGUUGGCUGGCAGAACCAUCUGAACUUUCACAUUUGAAUACCACUCACUGCCUGUGAUAAUGGUCACAGUCACUUAUCUCUCAUGAUAUUUUGAAUGUGAUGAGUGACUAUUUAUUUAUUUUUUUUCAUUUAUUUAUUUAUUAUUGUUUAUUAUUUUUUGAAAUUCUUCGAUACUUGCUGAAUAAAUAUAAGUAACCACUUGAAAAGUGGGCAUGUAAUAUGCGAGGUCAGACCAGUGCUGCCUGCCCCUGACCACCUCACUGCAUGUGUACUAUUUACAAUAUCCUGCCUUUUGGUGGAGAAAAGGUAUCUUACAAUAAGUUUAAUAUAUUUAUUUGUAAAGGCACACAUAACCUCAGCAAAAUUCUGUUAUGAUACACCACAAGUAAAACAAAACUAAACAUUA